GUGACAGUAGCCGAGUGAUUAUGUCAUGGUCCUCAAGCUCGCUGUAACCUCUCACCUACUUUCUGACACAGUUGGGUUUGCGUUUCAACACUUUCGUAGUCCCUCAGUAUCUCAAAUUUGCCUACCUGUCAGUGCCUCAGUGUCUGACACUUGGAAGUACCGCUUCAAGAUGUGGACAACCAUGCUAUCUCGAUGCACCUUUCCAGCAGUUUUGAAAAGAAGCAGCUCUGUUUUGGCUUGCCAGGCCAUUAGAGCUGCUGGCAGGCCAUUGCAGGCAAUAGCCACCAAAACAUCUCGCUCAACACUGAGGCAAGUUCGUGGACAGCAGACGCAGGCCACCCCUAUCCCCACAGCUCAGGUAGUCAGGCAGGUCAAAACUUUGGAAGAAGAGAGGUUAGUAGAAAUAGAGUGGGAAGAUGGGGGGCAAAGCUUCUACCCAUUCACCUGGAUGCGGGACAAUUGCCAGUGUCCACUUUGCACCCUGCAGUCUGCACAGGCCCGUAGUCUGCUGCUCUCCAAACUGGACAUUCACACUGGAGUGGACAGUGUCCAGGUCUCUGAUACCAAUAAGGUGUGCAUAGUAUGGCCCGACCAGCACACCAGCGAGUUUGAUCCAGAGUGGCUGAAGAAGAGGUGCUUCUCUCCUGCUAUCAGACAAGUAAUGCAGGAAGAGCUCUUCCUCAAUGAGCGUGUUUACUGGGACUCCAAGCUGCAGAUCCCCACAGCCAAUUUUGAGGAGGUUCUCCAUGAUGACAAAGCGGCUCUGGCUUGGCUGAUAGCACUACGCAAAGUUGGCAUAGUCUACAUGAAGGGGGCGCCAGUGAAGCAAGGCCAGGUUGCCAGACUGAGUGAAAGGAUUGGCUAUCUCAGACUGACUUUCUAUGGGCACACGUGGCAGGUCAAGGACAAACCUAUGGCCAACAACGUUGCCUACACCUCUGGGAAACUCAGUCUCCACACAGAUUACCCAGCACUGCAUAACCCACCUGGGGUGCAGUUCCUGCACUGCCUGAACCAGGCUUGCAAAGGAGGGGAAAGUGAAGUGGUAGAUGGUUUCCACAUGGCUGAACUUCUGCGGAGAGAAGACCCAGAAGCCUUUAGUACCCUCACUUCCCACAGAGUGGACUUCACAGACACAGGGGCUGACUACUGUGACUUCAAGGUGCAGUCCAAGAACCGCAUCAUUGAUGUGGACAAUGAGGAACGGGUCGUAAGGAUUAACUACAACAAUGCCACAAGAGACUCUGUGUUGGAUCUCCCCUUGCAUCAGGUCCAGCCCUUCUACCGUGCUCUCAAGGCCUAUGUGGAACUCAUGAUCCGACCUGAUAACCUAGUUACCUACAUGAUGGAACCUGGGGACUUGGUCACCUUUGAUAACUGGCGCCUUCUACAUGGGCGAAGAAGCUACAUAAGCCAUACAGACGCAUUGAGACACUUGGAGGGAGCCUACCUGGACUGGGAUGAGGUCAUGUCACGCUUACGGAUACUUCGCAAGUCUGUCCACGGAAACUAUUAGAUCCACAAGACUUUAGAAAGUCAAUUGUCUCCUACAUUCACACUGUGACCAAAGGUAUGCGGACACCUGCUUUCUGAACCACUCAUUCCAAUAUCAUGAGCACUUUUUUGGUCCCCGCUUUUUCUAUAACUGCAUCCACUCCUCUGGCAAGACUUUCCAAUAAACGUUGGAACAUUAAUGUGGGAUUUGCUCUUAUUGGUAGUUAAUGGAAGGGGUGUCCACAUACUUUUGGCCAUGACAAUGAGCAAAGAAAGAAUUCUCUUUAGAAAAGGUGAUCAUUUAAAUGAAACCUUUUCUAUUGAAGACCUUACAAAGGAAAGUAAACCCCGUAAGAACAAAAAUCGAUAACGGGUUUUGGACUCUUAGCCAGUUGUUUUACAAAGCUAUGGAAGCUGUGGUUGAACUGCUAUGUAUUUGUAUCUGUGUAUUGCCUUUAACGUCUGCACAUUAUUUGUCCCCUCUUUUAAUGUUGAAAUUCUGUGA
Messenger RNA from Osmerus eperlanus (European smelt), 1999 nucleotides. RefSeq names its product butyrobetaine (gamma), 2-oxoglutarate dioxygenase (gamma-butyrobetaine hydroxylase) 1 (gene bbox1). Bases 26 to 1516 code for a protein of 496 amino acids. Gene Ontology annotation, biological process: carnitine biosynthetic process. Lineage: Eukaryota; Metazoa; Chordata; Actinopteri; Osmeriformes; Osmeridae. Gene Ontology annotation, cellular component: mitochondrion. Gene Ontology annotation, molecular function: iron ion binding; gamma-butyrobetaine dioxygenase activity. The transcript has 8 exons. The record is from RefSeq and is a predicted model, not a curated record.